This is a messenger RNA of Dioscorea cayenensis subsp. rotundata (Guinea yam), 1174 nucleotides long. RefSeq names its product protein CONSERVED IN THE GREEN LINEAGE AND DIATOMS 27, chloroplastic. Lineage: Eukaryota; Viridiplantae; Streptophyta; Magnoliopsida; Dioscoreales; Dioscoreaceae. Bases 45 to 974 code for a protein of 309 amino acids. The record is from RefSeq and is a predicted model, not a curated record. The transcript has 7 exons.
CAGAGAGAAAUCACUCCCUCUGUUCUUCCCUUCAGUCACUGCAAAUGCUCACAGCUGCCCAAUUCUCCAGCCAUGCAAUCUUUGGCACCAGAAUCAAUGUCCGAAGGAAUAGUUCUCCGGAGUUUUUCCAUGUUUGGAGCUUGAAAUUGCAGCAAAGAUGGAAGCUUGUCACCUUUAAAGCUCUCAAAGAUGGGGCUGAAGGAGGAACUGGAGAUUUAGCUGGCCAGAGAUGGAAUCCUGGGCUGGAAAUUGAAGUCCCUUUUGAGCAGAGACCAGUUAAUGAGUAUUCAUCUCUGAAAGAUGGAAUUCUUUAUUCCUGGGGAGAAUUGAGUCCUGGAUCCUUUUUCUUUCGUCUUGGGGGCUUGUGGUUUGUGACAUUCAUUGUUCUUGGAGGUCCAAUCGCUGCUGCAAGCUUUGAUCCUUCCAAGGAUCCUUUGAGGUUUGCACUUGCUGCUGGAACUGGAACUCUGCUCCUGGUGUCUCUUGUCGUGUUGCGAAUAUAUCUGGGAUGGAGUUAUGUGGGCAAUAGGCUCCUUUCAGCUGUGGUUCCAUAUGAGGAGACUGGGUGGUAUGAUGGCCAAAUGUGGGUAAAGCCACCAGAGGUCUUGGCUCGUGAUAGGCUACUGGGCUCAUAUAAGGUGAAGCCUGUGAUCAAGCUUCUAAAGCAAACAUUAGUAGGGACUGGAGUACUGCUUGUUACUACCAUAUCGUUAUUCGUAUUUGCGACUCCAUUUGAGGAUUUGCUGCAUUCGGGUGUUUCAAUCACAAGGAAACAAUUCAACUUCAAAUGUCAAGCCGAAACUUCCUGCAGCAAAGAAGAGCUGCUGAGAUUACCAGUUGAAGUAAAAGACAAUGACGAUCUUGCGGCCGCUGCAGCUGAGGCUGCUGGUGGAAGGCCAGUUUACUGCAGAGAUCGUUACUACCGCGCAUUAGCUGGAGGACAAUACUGCAAGUGGGAUGAUCUACUUAAUUAAUUGAACAGAAAGAAGAGCAGCAAUGUUUCGAGUGCUAAAUUUAUGUCAUGCUUGCAAUGCUUUAAAAGAUGAAUUCAUGUUGCUUUGCCAAUAGAUAUAUCAAAUGUCAAAAAACAUGUUCUCAUUGUAUAAAGCUUGUAUUUUGAUUUGCAAUGGUGUUGUUGAUUAAUUGGAGGUGUUUUUGAGGAAGUAUUACAAGA